AUGAAGGUAUCUGUGUGUGUUGUGUUUGCAGCGGCAUGCUGGCUUGUAGCGCAAGCAGGGGAGCCACAGGUGAUCCUCACGCUGAGUAAAGUCAUGAAUGAAAUCAAGAAAUUAAACAAGGGAACGGUCAACAACAGCAGCAACUUGAUGAACUCGCCCAUCACCGGUGAAAUCAAGGACUGCUGCAUUGCAUCUGCCCUGGAAUGCUUUAGAUCCAAUGUGAUCUACCUUAAUGUCAAGGAUGCAAACGUAAAGAAGUCACAGAAGAUAAUCCACAACGAGCUACGCAAAACAUUCAUUAAAAAUAGUGUGUCCAGUUGCAGUCAGAAAGAGAUACUGGAAUCCCAAUGCAAAUCAUGUGACUCUUACCCCAUGGUUGACGGUCGAACAUAUGUGCAGAAUUUUCAGACUCUCCUAAAUAUGAAACAGUUAUUGGAAAUUACGCCAACCAGUUUGACGAGCCACACCACUUGCAUGACGGUCCUCUGCUUGAGCCCGCAAGAUCUCGAAGAACCAGCGAUCCUGAUCCUGGCGGAGCUCAAGCAGGGCUUGCUGAUGGUUCUGAUGCAGGCUGGCGAGGGACUGGAGGAUCUCGGUCAGCUGGGAGAGCUCCAUGGGACGUACUUCAACUUAUCCCGGGUUUUGGCACCAGUGUAA
Molecule: messenger RNA, 657 nt
Organism: Xyrauchen texanus (razorback sucker)
Lineage: Eukaryota; Metazoa; Chordata; Actinopteri; Cypriniformes; Catostomidae
Exons: 6
Coding region: 1-657 (218 amino acids)
Biological process (GO): immune response
Cellular component (GO): extracellular region
Molecular function (GO): cytokine receptor binding
Source: RefSeq, a predicted model, not a curated record